GCAACUCUAAACAUACGUCAGUAGUGUGUCUGCCUUAUCGGAAGAUUCGAGGGUUCAGAAUACAAUUCGCUGACUUUCUGAUUUUGCAAUAUUUUAAAAUAGUGCUAUAUAGCGAUAUUUUCUAGAAAACAUGGCCCUAGAAUUAGUAUCUAGCAGCAAAUGUUUCGAAGGCGAACAACGCAUUUACAGCCACAACUCAACUGUAUUGGGUUGUGAAAUGAAAUUUUCCGUCUUCGUGCCGCCCUGUAUGUUGGAAGAGAAAAAAGAAUGUCCCGUUCUAUAUUAUCUGUCCGGCUUGACGUGUACCCAUGAGAAUUUCAUUCACAAAUCCGGUAUGCAACAACAUGCGGCCAAGGAAGGUAUUUUGAUAGUGAAUCCCGAUACAUCUCCACGCAAUGUCAACAUACCCGGUGAAGAUGAUGCCUAUGACUUUGGAUCGGGUGCCGGCUUUUAUGUCAAUGCCACUCAGGAACCAUGGUCCAAGAAUUACCUUAUGUAUUCCUAUGUUACCGAGGAACUGGUGGAAUUGGUAAACAAGAAUUUUGCUGUUUUGCCUAAUAAGAAGGGUAUCUUUGGCCACAGUAUGGGUGGUCAUGGAGCAUUGAUAUGUGCCCUUAAAAAUCCCGGUCAAUAUCAAUCGGUAUCGGCCUUUGCCCCCAUUUGUAAUCCCAUUGAAUGUCCUUGGGGACAAAAAGCUUUGAAGGGAUAUUUGGGUGAUGACAAGGAACAAUGGAAGCAGUAUGAUGCCACUCACUUGGCCCAGAACUAUGCCGGCACUCCAUUAGAACUUUUCAUUGACCAGGGUAGUGAUGAUAAUUUCCUUAAACAAAAGCAAUUGUUGCCCGAUAACUUGUUGACAGCAUGUGCUGGAAAUGAUCACUUACAAGCCAUAUACAAACAACGUGAAGGAUAUGAUCAUAGCUAUUAUUACAUUGCGACAUUUGUGGGUGAACACAUUGCCUAUCAUGCUAAAUUUUUAAAGAAUUGAACAAAAGCGGAGGCUAAUAAACUGUAAUAUUUGGAAAUAAUA
Musca domestica (house fly) is the source of this 1030-nucleotide messenger RNA. Its product is annotated as S-formylglutathione hydrolase. Gene Ontology annotation, molecular function: S-formylglutathione hydrolase activity. The record is from RefSeq and is a predicted model, not a curated record. Gene Ontology annotation, biological process: formaldehyde catabolic process. The transcript has a single exon. Gene Ontology annotation, cellular component: cytosol. Bases 131 to 988 code for a protein of 285 amino acids. NCBI's taxonomy places the organism in Eukaryota, Metazoa, Arthropoda, Insecta, Diptera, Muscidae.